Messenger RNA from Eriocheir sinensis (Chinese mitten crab), 17660 nucleotides. Its product is annotated as fat-like cadherin-related tumor suppressor homolog. Gene Ontology annotation, biological process: homophilic cell-cell adhesion. The transcript is spliced from 47 exons. The record is from RefSeq and is a predicted model, not a curated record. Gene Ontology annotation, cellular component: plasma membrane; catenin complex. The coding region runs from base 75 to 14555 and encodes 4826 amino acids. Gene Ontology annotation, molecular function: cadherin binding; calcium ion binding. Lineage: Eukaryota; Metazoa; Arthropoda; Malacostraca; Decapoda; Varunidae.
CUUUUCAGUUGUGAUGACCGAGCAGGCUUCGUGGUGUUAGUUAGGUGAUGCCCGCCCCCACGUGACAUGGUGACAUGAUGGCCCAGGGAGCGGGCCUGCGGGCGCUGCUGGCCCCGCCGCCUCCCGCACGCCACGCCCCGGACGGCCCACCUCUUAGCCGGCGGCCGCGGCCACUCCCGCGUCUCUUUCUUCUGGUGCUUCUGCUGGGGCUGCCGUGGCUGUGCUGGAGCGCCGCCGCGGCAGCCAGCCCGGAGUCUCUCAGGUUCCUGAGGGACUGGUACAAUGUUAGCAUCUACGAGAACUCGCUGCCCAGGACGCAUGUGUCCGGGAAGGAGCUCAUGGGCGUGUCCCUCGAGAACCUGCCGCCCACCACCCACGUCACGUACACUAUAGCUGACGGAGACACGCACGGCUUCUUCACGGCCGAGUCGGAGGUGGUUGGCGGCGUCGUGGUGCUGCACGUGAGGACAAAAACAGGGUUGCGGGACGUGCUGAACCGUGAGCGGCGGGAGCGGUACAACUUAGUGGUGGAGGCGCAGGCCCGCAGUGCCGUCCGCCGCGGUGUGCCCCUGAAGGCCAGCGCCAACGUGACGGUGCGGGUGCUAGAUACGAACGAUAACAUACCGUUGUUUUUUCCCACGUCGUACCAGGUGAGCGUGGGCGAGGACGCGUCGCUCCACACGCCGCUCCUCUCCGUGACGGCCCACGACGCCGACGACGGCAUCAACGGCCAGGUCUACUACCUGCUGCAGGACCACACGUCAAACCUGUUCGCCGUUCACCCGACCAAGGGCGUCUUGACCGUAACACGCCCACUCUCCCACACCUAUGGGCGGCCACACAGGAUAACAGUCCUCGCCCAGGACCGCGGGCCACAGCCGCCUAACACGCGGGCCUCCGCCGCGGCGCGAGCCACAGUGGAGAUCCAGGUGUACCAAGUCAACAUCCACGCGCCAAGAAUCUCGGUGCAGCACCUGCCCCACGUGGUCGAGCACGCCCACACCCACAUAUACGCCAUCAUCAAGGUGGACGACGAGGACGAGGGCGAGAGUGGCCGCGUGGACCAGGUGGUCAUCGUGGCCGGGGACCCCGACAGGCUCUUCAGCGUCACACAGGUCCACGACAAGGAGUACAAUCUUGCGGUGCUCAAGCUGCUGGACCGCGAGCUGGCGCCAGAAGGCUACAACCUAACCAUCCAGGCCGUCGACUGUGGAACUCCCUCGCGCAGGACGAGAGUCAACGUCCACGUCAACAUUGCCGACGUCAACGACCACGCGCCGGUGUUUGCGCGGGAGCAGUACGAGGAGGCGGUGAGCGAGGAGGCGCCGCCCCAAACGCCCGUGGUGCGGGUGGCCGCCUCGGACACGGACCAGGGUAUCAACGGCAGAGUGCUCUUCAGGAUCGUAGCAGGGAAUGAAGACGAAAAAUUCACUAUAAACCCUCGCACAGGCCUGAUAUCAACGGCUGACUGGCUGGACCAUGAGCUGACGGCCUACUACAGCCUGACGGUGGCGGCGGUGGACCAGGCCAGCAACGCCCGCAGGAAACAGUCCUCGGCCAAAGUUAUAAUUCGGAUUCUGGACGCCAACGACAACGCGCCUCAGUUCAGCACGCCCAACACGGAGGUGACGCUGGACGAGAAUGAGCCGACGGGGUCUUACGUCACACGCAUGGUAGCCACGGAUGCAGACUCUGGAGAGAACCGCUUCCUGUCCUACAGUAUUGCCAAUCUGGACCAAGUUCCCUUCGUGAUUGACCCUUUCGACGGGACAGUGCGCACCUCUGCAGUGCUGGACUUCGAGGCCCAGCGAAGAGUCUACACCAUCAAGGUUCGGGCGUCGGACUGGGGCACGCCUUUCAAGAGGGAGACGGAGACAACAGUGAAGGUAAAGGUUCGUGACGUGAAUGACAACCGGCCGCAGUUCGUCGGCGUGGACUGCCGAGGAUGGGUCUCCGUGGACGCUCCAGUCGGCACCAGUGUCCUUGCUCUCUCGGCUGUGGACCUCGACAACGGAAGCCUCAUCAGCUACCGGCUACACAAUGACAUGGACGAAGAGUGCUGGUCCGUCGAGAGCUCCUCGGGCGUGCUGGCUCUCACGUGUGACCUCAGGAAAGUUGUGAUGCCCGGUGACCCGCAUAAGACCUAUGUGCUCAAUGUGACGGCCACGGACGGGACCCACGUGUCUGACCCCACGAGUGUGACGGUCGCGGUGAUCACCAAACGCAAGGAUGGCCAGGCCGCCCUCAAGCAACACUCCCACGUCGAGUGUCACGAAACGGAUAUAGGAUCGAAGGCGGAAGAAGUGGAAGCGGCCGCGGCAGAGAACAACGCCGCCGAGGAGCAUUACGCCCUGUUGCCGCUGCGCUACGGCUUCAACUCCCACCCACCAGAACUCCCGGAAAAGUUUCCCAGCAUCGUCAAGGUCCGCGAGGAUGCGAGUAUCGGCACCGAGCUGCUGUCGGUGGCGGCGAAGGACCAUGACCGGGGCCACAACGGCCGUGUGGUCUACGCCGUCUCCAGCGGUGACACGGACUCGGUGUUUAAGAUAGGCUUUGAAACAGGGGUCUUGAAGGUGGUGGCCGAGCUUGAUCGCGAGAGGACGCCAGAGUAUUUCCUUAACAUUACUGUGUUUGACCUCGGCGUCCCGCACAGGAGUGUGUCAAGGAAUCUCACAGUCAAAGUGAUCGACGUGAAUGACAACGCCCCUGAGUUUAAUCGUGUGAGCUACAGCCUCCACCUCCCCGAGAACACGCGGAACGGAACCAGCGUGGCUCAGAUCACUGCCCAGGACGCGGACGAAGGUCUGAACGCCCAGAUAACGUACGAGUUGGUGUCGGAUGUGGACGAGUUCACGGUUGACAGAACGACUGGCAUUGUGUACAUGCUGGGCGGCCUGGACCGUGAGCGGCGGAGUGAGUAUGACCUGCGGGUGAGGGCGUGGGACGGCGCGCCCGAACACCCGCAGUCUGCGCUGUCCCGGCUCAUGGUGACGGUCCUGGACAUCAACGACUGUCCACCAGACUUCGGCGCCGCCCGCAGCCUCAGGGUUGACAUCCCGGAGGACCUGCCGCUGGGCGCGGUGGUGGCGUCCCUGCAGGCCACCGACCCGGACCUGGGCAUGGGCGGCCAGCUGACCUACAGCCUCGUCAGUGGCCACGAGCAUGUUUUCCGUAUCGACGAGAAAACCGGCGUCGUGCGCCUCGCCCAGCCGCUGGACUUUGAGGCGCGGCAGUCCUACAACGUGACGGUCCGCGCCCAGGACGGCGGCGCUCCCGCCCUGAGCGCUGACGCCAGCCUCUUCGUCCAGGUCCAUGACGUGGAUGAAAACUUGGGCCCUCCAAUGUUCCCCCAGCGCGUGCUGCGGGCCUGGAUCAAGGAGAACCUGCCCCCCGGCGCCGAGGUCAUCACGUUGGAGGCCCGGGACCCCGACACGGACCAGCUGCUGUACGCCAUCACCGGCGGGGACGGCCAGGGGUACUUCUCCGUCGACACGCAAGGCGUGGUGCGGACGGUGGUGGCGCUGGACAGGGAGGCAGCGCGCGGCUACUGGCUGUCCAUCGUGGUGUCCGACGGGGGAGCGGCGCCCCUCACCGACACCUGCCAUGUCUUUGUCGAGGUCGAGGACGUGAACGACCACAUCCCCCAGACGGAGGAGCCCGCCUACCACACCUACGUGGCCGAGAACCUGCCGCCGAAUACCUCCGUCAUAGCGCUGCGGGCCUCGGACGGUGACCUGGCGCCCUCCAACAUCUCCUUCGCCAUCACCAAAGGGAACCAGCUGGCGCGCUUCAAGAUACACCCGCAGACAGGCGCCCUCACAACCCUGGUGCCGCUGGACAGGGAGGAGCAGGCGGACUACGAGCUCUGGGUGCGGGUGAGCGACGGCCAGCUGUCCUCCAUCACCCCGGUCUUCAUCACCGUGAGCGACGUCAACGAUAACCCGCCCGAGUUCCUGGAGCCUCUUUACCGCGUCACCGUCCCCGCCCGCAGCAAGACGAAGAAACGGGAGGCGCUCUUUAGGCCCGAGCCAGAGGACGCGUGGGGGGACUGGGUCAGUUUCUCGCCCUCACAGAUCACCGCUCACGACGACGCCUUGUUCAGGGUGUUCGCCAGAGAUGCGGACGUGGGCAUGAACGGUGACCUGGACUACAGCAUCAGGACGGGCAAGGGCAAGAAGGGCCGCUUCAAGAUCCACCCGAAGACUGGCCAGGUGUACAGCAACAAGGCCUUUCCCCCGAGCAAGACCUUCGAUUUGAUGAUCCAGGUUAAGGACAACGGGGCGCCGCAGCUGACGGCCACCACUCGGGUCCUCGUUCGUGUGAUGGACGUGCCCGAAGCGUCUCCCAACCCGCCGGUGCUGCAGCCGCCGCCCCCCGCCCACGUGAUGGAGACGGACGGGCCGGGCCACCUGGUGUCCUUCAUCAACGCUCAGGACCCGGAUAACGACACUUUGUGGUACUACAUCACAGAGGGCGACGAGAGCGGCCGGUUCAGCAUGGGCGUGGACUCUGGUCUGGUGAGCCUGGCCCGCCGCCUGGACCACGAGGAGCAGCACCACUACGCCCUCACCGUCACGGCCACAGACGGCGUCCACACCGCCUCCACCAAGCUCGUGGUGGAGGUGAUGGACGCCAAUGAUCACCGGCCUGUGUUCAGCGCCAGGACCUACGAGGGUGCCGUGAGCGAGGACGUGGCGCCGGGGUCCACCGUGGUCACCCUGCAGUGCCGAGACAGGGACCAGUCACCCACGGCGUCCUCCUCCGUGUACUUCACGCUGCACCACGCCCAGGCCUUGGCGUCACAGGGCCUCUUCACCGUGGACUCCUUCACCGGGGACCUCAUCGUUGCCGAGCCCCUGGACAGGGAGGUGUCCAGCGUCCACGAACUGACCGUGAGCUGCAGGGACCGCGGCCGACAGGAGAACGCAGACUUCGCCCGCGUGUCCGUGACGGUGGAGGACGCCAACGACCACGAGCCCGUCUUUCUGGAGCCCAUGAUUGUCGCCAAGGUGAGCGUCGGGGCCUCGGCGGGCACAGCGGUGGUUCGGGUGAUGGCGCUGGACCACGACAAGGGCGACAACGGCAGGAUAUCAUACUCCAUCUUCGAGGGUAACGCUGGAGGAAUCUUCAGCAUUGACACUGCCCUCGGCGUGAUCAGCCUCACCCGAGCCCUGGCCGAGGCCCAGCCGCCGGAGUACCUGCUGCUGGUGCGGGCCACGGACCACGCCGCGCAGGCCCGCGCCGCCUCGGUGCCGGUGCGGGUCAUGGUGACCGCCUCGCAGAGCUCUCCGCCCUCCUGGCAGGGCAAUAAGCCGCGCGUGGAGGAGGUCGGGGAGUGGGUGGCGGUGGGCACGGCCCUGGCGCGCGUCACGGCGUCCUCACCCUCGACGCUCCACUACUCGCUGACGGCCGGGAAUGAGAACGGCGCCUUCGUCAUCAGCCCCGCCUCGGGGGUGGUCAGCGUGGCCACGCCCCUGGACUACGAGACCACAGCCUGGUACAACCUGACCAUCACGGCCACCAACCUGGCCGGGGUGUCCCGCAGCACGUGGCUGGGCGUGACGGUCCUCGACGAGAACGAUUGGUGGCCGGAGUGGGCGCGGCUGUCCUACCACGGCAGCGUCCUGCAGACCGCCGGCCGCGGCGCCCCCGUGCUGGCCGCCCACGCCCACGCCCAGGCCAGCCCCACCCAGCUCACGGUGACCGCCCGGGACCGUGACCAAGGCUACAACGGCAGAGUGACCUACACCAUCGUGGAGAAGGACGUCACGAAGCUGUUUUCAAUCAACCGCCACACAGGAGCUGUGUGGGUGUCUGGCAGCCUGGAGGCAGUGGCCGGCACCACGGUGAGGCUGAGUGUGUGGGCCACGGACGGGGGCAGCCCCCGGCGGGAGUGUGUGGCCCCCGCCCCGGUCUUCAUCUCGGUGAGGGAGGUGAAGGCUGCCCCCGUGGCCUUCCCCGAGACCCACUACUCGGCCGUCCUCUACCUGCCAACCUACCCCGGCGUGAGGGUGUUCUGCCUGGGCCAGGAGGAGCGACCACACCAGCACGUGGAAGUGAGCUCCAUCACACAGAUCUCAUACUCCAUCGCUGCCGGCGACGACAGAGAAAACUUUGUGUUUGACAACGUGAGCAAGUGUGUCAAGGUCCAGGACCAGUACAGCCUCAAGCCACACUACAACCUCACCCUCCAGGCCAGCGACGGGGCCGCCUCGUCCACGGCCACGGCGGAAAUUCUAAUUGAAGAAGCACCGCUGUCCACUCUGGUCUUCACUCAGGACCAGUACUGGGCCAAUGUCAUCGAGAACUCCACCAAGGAGAUGAACGUUGCUGCCCUGGGAGUGAAGGGUCAGCCGCUCAACCACCACGUCCGCUACUCAAUCCUCAACCCAAACAGUAAAUUUGAAAUCCACCCGACUGCCGGCGUCAUCAAGACCACCGGCAAGUCCUUUGACCGGGAGGCUGAGGACCACUACACGCUGGUGGUGGAGGCGCAGGACAUCGAGGGCACAGCAAACGUGGCCCAUGUGCUGGUCCAUGUGGCGGUGAUGGACGUGAAUGACAAUGAGCCGGUGUUCCUCAACCAGCCCUUCCACGCCCUGGUGUCCACUGUCUCCCCACGCGGCCACGUGGUCACUAAGGUUCAGGCAAUAGACGCUGACUCUGGGGAGUUUGGGAGUGUCCGCUACGAGCUGGUCCGUGGCAGCGGUGAGCUCUUCGCUGUGAAUAAAAAGACUGGUGAAAUCUCCCUGAAGCAGACGCUCCUGGCAGCUGACAAGACCUACAGCCUCACCGUUGCUGCCUACGACGGGGGGAAGCCUCCUCUCAGCUCACAGGCUCACGUCCUCAUAAGGGUGGCGUCCUCUGAAGGGCCAAUGUUCACUGCCGCACGGUACGAGGCAGCCGUGCCGGAGAACGCCGCCGAGGGCACACCUGUCGUGAGGGUGGAGGCCGCCAGCCCUUCCGGGGAGCCCAUCAUGUACACCAUCGUGGCCGGGAACACUGAGGAGCUGUUUGGCCUUGACUAUUCCACAGGUGGCAAUGCAGUGGAUCUUGAAUGCGUCGUCCAGACCACUGCCCUGCUGGACUACGAGGCCUCCACCAGCCACAACCUGACGGUGCGGGCGCGGGACCCCUUCACUGGCGGCCACACGGACACCCACGUCACCGUCGCGGUCACGGACGUCAAUGACAACCCUCCAGCGUUCAGCCGCUCCGUCUUCAAAGGGGACGUGUCAGAGGCUGCGGCGCCGGGCCACCUGGUGCUGCAGGUUUCGGCAAGUGACAUGGACACAGGCCCGGGCGGAUCAGUGCGCUACUCAUGCCUCAGGGAGUGCGACAGCUUUGAGGUGCGCGCCCUGGACGGUGCUGUCAUACUCACCAAGGAGCUGGACGCUGAAACUGAGGCUCAACACGUCCUGACUGUGCUGGCAACAGACUCAGGAAUACCCCAGCUCUCCUCCACCUCCACAGUGAUCAUUGACGUUGUGGACUUCAAUGACAACCCUCCAGCGUGGCGCCAGGACAGCUACUCCUGCCGUGUGUCGUCUGAGGCCCAGCCCGGCCACGUGGUCACCUCGGUAUCCGCCACAGACCCCGACGCUGGUCAGGUCACGCCGCUCAGCUAUGCCAUUCACUCUGGGGACCGAGGCGCCAUCUUCAAAAUGGAUCAGCUGACUGGCGUGUUAACGGUGACGGCCCCACACAAGCUCAAGAACGUGACCUCCCUCAACCUGAACCUCUCGGCGAGUGACGGGGUGCAUGUGGUCUUCACCGGCCUGCACGUCGCUGUGGUCGCCUCCAAUCACCACGCACCGAGGUUCAAUCGCACGCUCUACGAAGCUUACGUGGAGGAAAACUCAUCUCCCGGGCAGCUGGUCAUCAACCUUGUAGCCACGGACCUUGACGCCUGGGACCUGGGCAAGCUGCGAUACACCAUCCUGUACCAGACCUCAGAGGGAGCCUUCACCAUCGACAAGGAAGGCAAUCUGUACACUGAGACACCCCUGGAUCGCGAGUCUCUGCCGGUGCACAACCUCAAAGUGUCUGUGAUGGACGAGGGGGGCCGGGCCAGCUUCACGGCGGUGCGAGUGACGGUUCGCGACAAGAAUGACAACCCACCAGUCUUCACCCUGCCGGAGUACCAGGCGAACAUCAACACUGACGUGGCUCCCAGGACAACCAUUCUCAAGGUCGAGGCCAGUGACGUGGAUGAAGGAGUGAACAGUGAGGUCAGGUACCGCAUGUAUGAAGCCAACAGUUCCGAGGCCCUGGAGCUCUUCUCGGUCAACCCAACCACCGGCGAGGUCACCGUGGCCCAGACCAUCCAUAGCCGAGAGAAUGAAGUGUACCAGUUCUUCAUCCGUGGCGAGGACAGCGGCUCCCCACACCACCACGCCGAUGUGCCUGUAACCAUCUUCCUGCUGCCCCCGCACGAGGACCCCCCGCACUGCGCCAGGAAGUAUGCACAGUUCUUCAUCAGGGAGGACGCCCCCAUCGGCAGUGUUGUCACGUCCCUGUGGCUGGCGGGGCCGCAGGAGGUGCAGUACUUGAUCAUGGUGGACGAGGGCAUGAAGGCAGCCAGCGAGGAGAGGGAGUCUGGGGAGAGCUCAGGGCCGUUCACCGUGACCCCCGCUGGCCUGGUGGUGGUACACAGGGCCCUGGACCAUGAGCGGCGCCGCACUCACCGGAUCACAGUCACAAACCGCACAUUGGCCACUCCGCCCACGCUGGACUACAUGACCAUAUCUGUGGUGGUGAUGGAUGUGAAUGACUGCCCUCCGCGCUUCCCUGAGUCCAGCUACACAGCCCUGGUGGCCGAGAACAGCGAGGUUGGGGCCACCGUCACCAUCCUCACGGCCACUGAUGACGAUGAAGGGAACCAUGGUCAAAUCCAGUACAGCCUCGGCCCCGAUGACAGCGCUGUAGUGAAGUCAACAUUCCGCAUUGAUCCCCACACUGGGACGCUGACCCUGGCCGCCCCGCUGGACCGCGAGACCAUGGCCCAGUACUCCUUCACCGUCACGGCCACUGACGGGGGCCCCAAGCCUCUGUCCACCAGCACCAGAGUCACGGUGAUGGUCCAGGACUACAACGACAACCCUCCAGUGUUCACCAAAGACACUUACGUCACUGCUGUGCCUGAGGACACGGCCACUGGCACAGCGGUGGUGGAGCUCAGCGUGACGGACGCCGACCAGUCCGUGGCCGAACUGGACUUCUUCAUCACCGGCGGCGACCCUGACGGCCAGUUCCUGGUGCACGCCUCAGGGGAGGUGUACGUGGCCGCUGAGCUGGACCGGGAGAGGCAGGGCGAGUACACCCUCACCGUCACCGUCACCGAUGGGAAGUUCACGGCCAACACGACGGUUACCGUGACCGUCAUCGACAUCAACGACAACGGCCCGGUGUGCAAGGAGCCAAUCUACCGGCGGGAGAUCUCCGAGGACGCCACCCCAGGCACCCACGUGGCAUCCAUUGUGUCCUGGGAUGCUGAUGAAGGCACGGCUGCCCGGAGUCGCUACAUCCUCACCGGGGACAGCGCCAACCACUUCAGUAUUGACCAGCUGAGUGGCCACGUGUCCACGGCCACACAGCUGGACAGGGAGGCACGGGACCACUACCACCUCACAGUUGUGGUGGAGGACUGGGAGCACCAGGCCUGGCAGUGUGAGGUGGUGGUGGAGGUCCAGGUGACGGACACAAAUGACAACCCCCCGUCCUUCUCCCGGGCCGCCCACGCCGCCACCCUGCCGGAGGACGCGCCCAUCAACACCGUCGUCGUCAAGAUGUCUGCCACCGACCCUGACCUCGGCAUCAACCGACGUUUGCGGUACAACUUUGUGGACUCAGCGGAGGGCCACUUCACCAUUGACGAGGUGGAGGGUGUGGUCAGCCUGGCCCGGCCCCUGGACCGUGAGACAAGGGACUCCUACAGCCUGACGGUGCGUGCGGUGGACCAGGGAAGCCCACCGCUGUCAUCCACCACGCAGCUCACGGUCACGGUCUCAGAUGUGAAUGACAAUGCUCCGGAGUUUGUGAGGAAACUCCACGAAACUUCCGUGGUGGAGAACACGGCCGUGGGGACAGAAAUCCUGCGGGUCAUGGCCACCUCGAGGGACAUCGGCGUCAACGCAGAGAUCUCUUACUCCCUGCAGCACACCACCUUAGAGGAAUACCUGCACAUCCAUCCUAAGACUGGUGUGAUAAGCAUCGGCGCUGAGGUGGACUUUGAGCACGUACAGCAGGUGGUAGCGACGGUCGUGGCCACGGACGGAGGGGUGCCGCCACUGUCCGCCACGGCCUUGGUCAAUUUAACGAUCGCCGAUGUUAACGACAACUCCCCGGUCUUCACACUCCCGUCCUACACCGCCACGGUCAGGGAGGACGCACUGCAGGGGGCCAGUGUGGUGCAGGUCUCGGCCAGCGACAUCGACUACGGGGUAAACAGCCUUGUCCGCUACAGCAUCAGGGCGGGAAAUGACGACCACUGCUUCACCAUUGACGACCACACUGGGAUCAUCACCGUCAUCAAGAAACUGGAUAGGGAGAAGGUCGCGCAGUACCAGUUGACGGUGGGCGGCAUGGACUUGGGCAGCCCCAGCAACACUGCCAUCACCCAGGUCACUAUCCAGGUGGGCGACAUCAAUGACAACGCCCCCAAGUUCACGCAAGACAACUACACCGUAAUCGUUCAGGAGAACCGACCUGUGGGCUACUCAGUGAUACGCCUCAUGGCCACCGAUGCCGACGCUGACCCCAGUGGCGCCCCCUUCACAUGGGAGGUGAUCAACCAGCCUGUGGAAAACCGUGCCUUCACCCUGGACCAGGAUGGAUCGCUGAGGCUGGCCACCAAUAAACUCAACCACAAGGUCCAGAAUGAGUACGUGGUGGAGGUGCGAGUGUGGGAUAGCGGCUCACCGCCUCUCCACGCCAACACCCAAGUCACCGUCAGCGUGGUGGAGGAGUCCCGCUUCCCGCCAACACUCUUCCCGCUCAAAACCAUGGUCGUCAGUUUCCGCAGUGCCUUUCCCGGGGGCAUCAUCGGGCGGGUCACUGCGCUGGACCAGGACCCCUACGACACCCUGCAGUACUCUGUGGCACCCUACCCAGAGGAAGCCAGCUCCAUCAAGUACUUCGACAUUGACAGCGAGGACGGCACCCUGGUUGCACUGACGCCGCUCGAUGCCGGGAAUUACAGCGUCACCGUCAGUGUGUCGGACGGGAGGUACCAUCGCACCGUGCAGGCUUCCGUCGAGGUCUCCGUGGUCACUGAGGAAAUGGUUGAAAAUUCCGUCAUCAUCCGCCUGGGUCCUCUCUCCUCGGAUGAAUUUCUCUCCAGGUAUCAGAAAUAUUUCCUCAAAGCUAUUGCCAUGGAGCUGUCGGUGCAGGAGCAUUCUGUGGUCCUGGUCAGCCUGCAGCCAGCCCUCGUGCACUCACACUCUUUGGAAAAAAUAGAUUACAUUCCGCAGCGUUCCAAGAGAGACAUACAAAGGAGUCUUGACAUUCUGAUCGUUGUGAGACUCUUUGAAGUCUACAUGACGAGAGAACAUCUGCUGCUGAAGCUGAAAGAAAAGCAAGUUGACAUAAAAGAGAGGCUUGGCUUGCCCUUCGUGGACAUCAUGGAGUCCCUGUGUGUGUCUGGCUCAGAGUGUGGCGGCCACGGGAACUGUGUGGACGUGGUGGCCAUCAACGAGGACGUGGCCGUGCCCUUCAACACACAGCUGUCCAGUCUGGUUGCUCCAAGGUUCACGCAGGAAGUUGGCUGUGUGUGUGACCAAGGGUAUGGAGGCCAGGACUGCGCCACUUUGGUCAAUGCCUGUGGGCACCGACCCUGUGCCGAGUAUGAGGAGUGUGCGCCCGCCAACACCAGCAGCCGAGGCUACACGUGCCAGUGCCCCGCCGGCAGAGCGGGACCUUCGUGCCGAGUGGACCUGACAAAGUGCCGCAGCCCUGAGUGCCACUACCCACUGAGGCCUCUCUCCUUCAGGGGAAAGAGCUAUGCCCAGUACAGCAUGGCUCAGCAAAGUGAGAGCAGCUCGCUGAUGCUGAGUGCCUUCAUGCGCACCAGACACCCGGUGGGAACGCUGGUCUUUGCUGCCGGGGACGUGGACUACAGCGUGCUGGAGGUGGCCGGCGGACACGUGCAGUACCGCUGGGACUGUGGCAGCGGGGAGGGGCUGGUCAGGGUGUCCACGGUGAGGGUCGACAAUGACAAGUGGCACUUCAUCAACCUGACCAGAGACGGCACCAUAUCGACGCUGAGCGUGGACGGCGAGGGGAGUUCAGGAGCGGCGCCGGGUGCUAAUGACAUUCUCAACAUGGAUUCAAACUUCAUGUAUCUCGGUGCUACCCUCAGCAGUGAACCAGACUCAGGCAUGUCUUCCUAUUCCCAGAGCAGCCUGGGGUUUGUGGGUUGUCUCGAUCAGAUCAUUAUUGACGGCACCGAGCUUCCCGUGGCAAUAACGGGGACGACGGCCUCCGGGGGCACGGUGCUCACGCGCCUGGCCAACGUGGAGCUCCAGUGUCCAGGCGUGCUGCCCCUGGCCGGCGUGUGUGGCUCCUACCCUUGCCAGAACGCUGGGACGUGCAUAGAAAAUGAAGGUUCUUAUAAGUGCAAUUGCCCUCCACGCUUUACCGGAGCACAGUGCCAGGUGGACACGGCUCCCUGCUCCUCCUCACCCUGUCUGAAUGGAGGCAAAUGUAUUGUUGUUGGCCACACCUAUAAGUGUCAAUGUCCUGCAAAACUGAGUGGAAAGCGUUGUGAAUAUGGCGUUUUCUGCAACCCAAACCCGUGCCAGAAUGGCGGUCGCUGUGAGGAGGGUGCCGACGGACCUAUAUGCAAGUGCCAACACUUUACCGGUGCAAUGUGCCAGCUGGACAUUGACGAGUGCACCCGCAACCCUUGCCAGAGCGGGGGAACCUGCCUCAACUUCUUUGGUGGGUUCAAGUGCAUAUGUUCCUCCAAUGUUACCGGUGAAUACUGCACCGAGGCCGUUAGGAAGCCUGAAGAGCCGUCCUCCUCCCUGAACAUCACCCUGGAGGAGCUGCUGUGCAUCCUGGCUGUGUUCCUGGGGUGCGUGAUGGCUGUGCUGCUGCUGGGGGCGUGGCAGCGGCGGCGGUGGAGACACAAGCGUCACCAGCAGAACAACCGCGUCAAGCUCACGGACCACCACGUGAAGAACGACCUCAAGGCGAAUGACGCUCCAAAGAGAAACUCCAAAAUCUGCAACGUGGAGGCGGACCAGACUUUUGAGUUGUUUUCUUUUUGUUGCUUUGGUGCCACACAGCAGGGGCCGCCGCUGCCCCCCCGCCCGGCCUCCUACACCCCCAGCGGCAACGACUCCGCCAUUCUCAACACCCUCAAGCACCUGGCGGAUCUCUCUGCCGCGGGCCACGAGAGCCUUGAGCUGGAGACACUCUCGCGAUGCUCCCACGAGUUCCUCCACAGCCUUAACAAGCCCGUGGUGAUGCCGCCCAACCUCUCCCCUCCGCCGCCCUCCAACAGUGACUCCGACUCUCUCCACAAGCCCUGGGACCACCACAACAACCUCAACGACUCGUACUUCAUGCCAAUCAAAGACGUGGGCUGUGACCUGGUGACCAACCUCGGCGAGACCCACACCUCCUCGCCCCGCCAGUCCCCCUUCUCGGACGAUUCUUCAGUGAGGGGCCAGGCGUCAGGGCCCCCCACUGUGCCCCCUCUCCCCAGCCCCCACCUCCUGGGUCGCCGGUUCCCAGCACAUUUAGACCACCCUCCGGAGGCCAUCACAGCUGAUAGUGACCACACCGGAAGACUGUUGCAUGGCCCUCAGAGCCAGGCCUCUGCCUUGCGUGGGCCCUACAGAAGGGUUCCCUGUGGCCCAGGAGUCUCUAAGGCCCUGAGAGAGGGACAUCCACCGGGCCGGCAGAAGAAGAAAGGCUACCACUGGGAUGAAUAUGACAUGCGCGGCCCUCACAUGCUGGUGGGCGAGGGGGCCACGGCCGCCCCCCCAGACCUGCUGAUGCUGAGCCAGGGCACCUCCCUCAUCCACGGAGACGACCCCAUGGAAGGAACACCGCUGUUGCCAUGCUCUGCUGCCACACCCCUGCUGAGUGUGGACGCCCGGGGCGGUCCAGACGGCCAGGACACGCCAGACGGUGAUGAGGACAAUGAUGAUGAUGAGGAGGAGGAUCCCUGCAGCUUUGAGGAAAUACUUCUGGCAAAUAAUAUAUCUGUUGACUCUUGCCAAGACCUGACUCUUGACCAUUCGUCUAAAUACAACAUUGUCUCGGACCUUGAGGACGACUGCCCAGAGUCAGCCCUGAAGAUAUCCAACGUGCCUUCCAUCAUCGAGGACGCCAACAGGCUGGGCAGCCCCAGGAGCCGCCGCCCCUUCCACCGCAGAGACUACAGCCGCGUGUCAGACCUGUCCUUCCUCUCCGCCCUGGAAGAGGAAGGCGUUGACGACUCAAUGUCUGAACUCCAGGAUUCUGACUAUGAGCCGCUGGAUAGAGUCAGUGAGCCCCUGACGCCCACACUGGUGCAGACCUCCCUCUCAGAAGUGUUUCUAUAGUCUUGUGAGGUGACCACGGCUGCUGCUGCUGCUGGACAAGGAACCCAAAACUUUUUACCCACAAACUCCCAGCACUUUAUUUAACAUUAAAUUAAAUUUGUGGGAAAGAUAAAUAUGAAAUAUAUGAUCGGUAGGUAGAUAGAUAGGUGGACAGAUAGAUAGAUUGGCAGCUAGAUGGAUGAAUAGAUAGGCAGAUGUACUGAGAGAAAGAAGAAAUUGUUAAAUAUACAUUUAUACAGAUAUAUACACUGUUCAGGUUUCAUACAAACUUGCAUUCCUGGAAAGAUAAUAAUUUAGCUCAAACUAAAUUCAUUAUUCCACAAAGGAAAAAUGAUGUAGGUGUAUGCAGUUACUUUCUGCUGCUGCUUGGAAACCUGGAAUGACAGACAACACUUCUCUCAAGUGUCUAAAACAUCACAAACAGUGUGUUGUAAAAUGUGUUACACCAUUUUUGGAUACUUUGUAUGUUUUCAUAGAGUCUGAAAAUGCAAGUCCACCUAUGACCAUUAUUCCUCAUGGGAACUUUAAGUUAAUGGAGUUCACAGUCUGCAACCUUUCCAUGAAUGCAAAUCCACACGAGUCACUAACAGGACAUACAAAGAGCAGGUUUUGGUACAUUACUGGUACAGUCACCUCUCGAGCAACGUGAGUUUAAAUAACGCGUUUUUGAUUUAACAUGAGUUGAUAUUUAAGGAGAUACGUUUAACUAACGUGACGUGUUCGAUUGAACACGAGUUUCAUCGAUGACGUCAUCGAGCGUGACGUCAUCGAUGAAACAUUAUUAAUACAUUGGUGGGAAACAACAAAAACACACGCUCCCACGCUACUCAAAUUUGCUCCUCACCCGCGCCCCCGCCACCAGCCGCUCCCCUCACCUCCACCACCCCACCUCGCCUGCCUCCCUCUUCUUCCUCUGACCGCCCAUGCUGUCGGUGACAAGGAUGACUCCUUUGAGUUGGAGUUUUCUAAAGAAAGAAUUGCUGCACUGCACUUGCAAGUCGCUGACACAACAAAGACGUGUCCCCGCACUCACCAUCGCUGCCCUGUUGAUGCAUCGCCGAAGAAGAAGAGGAAGAGGAGGGAGGCAGGCGAGGCAGGGUGGCGGAGGUGAGGGGAGCGGCCAGUGGAGGGGGCGCGGAGGGGCGGUGGCCGGCGUGAGUGAAGAACAAAUUUACACAAAAUGAGAACGCGCGCCCUUGCUGUUUCCGUGACCCACUAAUGCAUUAAUAAUGUUUUUCUUUUAAGGUUAGAGUAACAAAAUCCCCAAAAUAGGCAGACUUUCCCAGUGUCCAGGAAGGUAACCCCCCUAUUACCAUUGUUUCCUAUGGGGAAAUUAUGUUUAAAUAACGCGACAUCUCCAUAAACAUAACCCGCGCAUUAAUCGAGAGGUGGCUGUACUGCAUUUUUAUUUAAUGCAACAACAAUUUUUUUUUUCUACUUAUCUACUCCUUUCCUACGAGACCAAUAACUCAGCUCACAGCUUAACCACCAGCCAGUCCCACCCUGCAUUGACUCCCCACGCAGGACAGUGACCUCUCCUGACAGUGUGACACUCAAGACUCACUGAGGAGCCUCCCAGCAGGAGUGGCUCAGAGGCAGGUCAUUGCUGUGGGGCCUUGAGGACUGCUGGCAGCCUCUACACAUGAAAACUGAUAUUUGAUAUUCAAUAUGAAAAAGUGAAAGCUAGAGAGUUCAUAUUUCUUUAUUGGGAUAAAUAAAUGAAUAACUAACUAAUCUUUAUAUAUAUGGGAGCAUCUUUUCAUAACUCCUGAAACUGUCGAGUUAUCCAAUACAAAAUGUGCCGCCUACAAGUGACUCCCAUGUGAACGCACAAAAGUUGAACUCUUCCUGUGAUGGCACAGUCUGCCGGAGUGAGUGUGGGUUGAAAAGUCUUGUUAGCAUGAAGAGUGUAGCGUGCAGAGACAAGCAACAAGAUGCACUGUGUCCGACAAACUCUUUGGCUGAUAACUGACGACCUUUUGACCGAGUGUUACGUAGUUUUGAGUUUUUUUAGUGCAUUUCUUUAUUGUUACGUGUGUCAUUUUCCCAAAACAUGAAGUCAUGGCAUGCAUUCAAGGACCUGAGUGAUGUGCAGGAAACAGCCACACGUGUGAAGCCAGAAAGACGGGACUGAAGAUACAAGAGUCGUUUCUCUUGACACGGUUUUGUUUCUUGUGGACUAGUCAUUAUUGAUACAGAGUAGAACAAGUGCCUAUGCAAGAGACCAUUAUAUAUUGUGUAAGGUAAUUCAUGUUGAGAUGGACCAGUGAGAUAAUCCUGGAGCAUCAGCGGCAUGGCAUGAAGGGAUCCAUCCCCCAGAGGCAUUGCUGGGAGCUGGUGCCUCCAGCACUGUGCCGCCACCAGCCACUCACUGCUUCAUCCGGACGUGCUGCACCAUAACAACAUAGUCAACAAAAUAAUUACCUAUUUGUACUAUAUUUUUCUUUUAAUAUAUAAAUAAGUACCGUGUGUAUAUAUAUAUAUAUAUAUAUAUAUAUAUAUAUAUAUAUAUAUAUAUAUAUAUAUAUAUAUAUAUAUAUAUAUAUAUAUAUAUAUAUAUAUAUAUAUAUAUAUAUAUUUGUGCAUGCAUGUGUGUAUGUGUGCGUGUGUGUGUGUGUGUGUGUGUGUGUUUAAUAACUACCUAGGUAGCUACAUAUAUAUAUAUAUAUAUAUAUAUAUAUAUAUAUAUAUAUAUAUAUAUAUAUAUAUAUAUAUAUAUAUAUAUAUAUAUAUAUGUACGUACAUAUGUAUUGUAAACCCAGGAUAUAACGGACCCACUUAUAACGGCUUUUGGAUAUGACGGACAAGGUCAGAAAUGCCCAGGGACCAACCGAGAAUGUUUUUUGAAGGAGCUGCGGCCAGUAAGUACAGCAGCGUCUGCUGGCCACCUCGCCUCCUCCCAUUGCCUGCUGCCGCAUCCUUUGGUUGCUGUUGUAGUCUUUCUCAGCCCACCAGAUGAAAGAAUUUCUUCCUUGUGGUUCCAAUUCAAAUGAAGAACGUGUUUUCACCACAAGAAAGUCUUGUGCAUCAAUCCAGGACGUAAAUGUAAUGGAAAAUAGCCAAGUGUUUGUGAGUGUCGGUACUGACACAGCUUAAAGGGUUGCC